Messenger RNA from Saitoella complicata NRRL Y-17804, 537 nucleotides. RefSeq names its product ribosomal protein L18ae. Bases 7 to 537 code for a protein of 176 amino acids. The transcript is spliced from 4 exons. Gene Ontology annotation, cellular component: cytosolic large ribosomal subunit; ribosome. Gene Ontology annotation, biological process: translation. Gene Ontology annotation, molecular function: structural constituent of ribosome. Lineage: Eukaryota; Fungi; Ascomycota; Saitoellomycetes; Saitoellales; Saitoellaceae. The record is from RefSeq and is a predicted model, not a curated record.
GCAGAAAUGGCCCGUCUCACCGAGUACCAAGUCAUCGGCCGUAAGCUUCCUUCCGAGGCUGAGCCCACCCCCAAGCUCUUCCGCAUGCGCUUGUUCGCCCCGAACCGCGUCGUUGCCGAGUCUCGUUUCUGGUACUUCAUCAAGAAGGUCUACAAGCUGAAGAAGGCCGCCGGUGAGAUCGUUACUGUCAACGCUAUCGCCGAGAAGCGUCCCCUCAAGGUCAAGAACUUCGGUGUCUGGAUCCGUUACGACUCCCGCUCCGGAACCCACAACAUGUACAAGGAGUACCGUGUUAUGUCCCGUGUCGAGGCCGUCGAGGCUCUCUACCAGGACAUGGCUGCCCGCCACCGUGCUCGCUUCAGGUCCAUCCACAUCAUCCGCGUCGUCGAGCUCCAGAAGACCGAGGAUGUCAAGCGUCCUUACAUCCGCCAGCUCUUGUCCAAGGACCUCAAGUUCCCUCUUCCCCACCGUCUCCCCGCUCAGGCCGGUUUGGGCAAGAAGCUCUUCGCUUCCCGCCGUCCUGCUACUUGGGCUUAA